AUGAAAAAAUCGGAGGUGAAGCGGUUUGAAGAAGAAAAACACAAAGAGAAGACGACGACGAAUCAGAGGUCGAACGAGGAUCCAUCUAGCCAUCUCGAGGAUUUUGUCGGAGCAGACUUGGCCGGAGUAAAUAUUCAAACAGUCGUAGGAGAUCACGUUGGAAAAGAGAAGACGACGACGAAUCAGAGGUUGAACGAGGAUCCAUCUAGCCAUCUCGAGGAUUUUGUCGGAGCAGACUUGGCCGGAGUAAAUAUUCAAACAGUCGGAGGAGAUCACGUCGGAAAAGAGAAGACGACGACGAAUCAGAGGUUGAACGAGGAUCCAUCUAGCCAUCUCGAGGAUUUUGUCGGAGCAGACUUGGCCGGAGUAAAUAUUCAAACAGUCGGAGGAGAUCACGUCGGAAAAGAGAAGACGACGACGAAUCAGAGGUUGAACGAGGAUCCAUCUAGCCAUCUCGAGGAUUUUGUCGGAGCAGACUUGGCCGAGAGGUCCGAAGAAACAGAGGUUGAGGUGAAACAAAGGUCCGAAGAAGAAAAACGCAUGAUUCCCGGAAGGCCCGAUUAUGGUUAUAUUGGGGAGCGGACAACAAUACGAUCGAAUCAUUUUCAAGUUACCAUUGAUUCAACAAACACUGGUCUUUCAGAGUUGGCAACAUUCAUCAAUAACUCUGGUCAUGAAGAAAACCAUACCGUUAAGAAGACACUACGCAUGCUUCGCAAUUUGCUCAAGAAAACGGCAUGUGAAAGCUAUUCCCUCUCUGGGAAGUACUUUUUUGGAUUUCCUUCAAACGAGCUUCAUAUUAAUCUCGGAACGGGUAUCCAACUGAGUCGAGGUUUGUUUAGAUCAUUAAGGGUCACCCAAGAUGGGUUGUAUCUAAAUGCAGAUGUAAUGACCAAAUGCUGCCAUCAACCAAUCCAUUUGACUCAAUUUAUCAGCAACCAAUUCGUUAACAUUUGCGUCCCUGCCAAGGCACUCACUUAUCAAGAACGUUCCAAGGUGGAAAAACUCAUUACUGGUUUGGAAAUUGAGCUGACGUAUUUGCCUGCAGCCAGUGCCGGCUCUUGGGGUGUGCCCAAGCACAGGGACUAUAAUUUAUCUAAGCCGGGCCUGCCUGCAGCAAAGAAGGCAGUUAUUAAAGGACUUUCGUUUGAUCCCAUCGGUCUGCUCACAUUCAAAUUAGCUAAAAGAGGCAGUGAAGUGAGAUUCGUGGACUUUUUUCGUAAACAAUAUAAGCGUAAAGUGACUUAUCUACAUCUUCCUGCAAUCCAAAUUGGGGCUGGUGAAUACGUGCCUAUGGAGUUCUGCCGUAUAGCUAGUGGCCAGCCGUACACACAACGUCUUAGUGAGCAGGCAUUCCGUCUUAGUCGAGAGCAAGCGAAGAAUUUCCGAAGUGCUUCUGUCAUAACGCCUGGCAGGAGAGAGAGUAUGAUACAAACGAUGAUUAGGAUUGAUAAAGAACAGGCGUUAAAGCUUGUGAACAAGAAGAUAUCAGUGUCUGAUGACUUAACCUCGAUCGAGGCUCGUGUGCUUCCUCCUCCGACGGUUAUUUUCUCUCACUGUUAUCGCAAUUGA
Raphanus sativus (radish) is the source of this 1572-nucleotide messenger RNA. RefSeq names its product protein argonaute 5-like. Gene Ontology annotation, biological process: regulatory ncRNA-mediated post-transcriptional gene silencing. Bases 1 to 1572 code for a protein of 523 amino acids. The record is from RefSeq and is a predicted model, not a curated record. Lineage: Eukaryota; Viridiplantae; Streptophyta; Magnoliopsida; Brassicales; Brassicaceae. Gene Ontology annotation, molecular function: RNA binding; protein binding. The transcript has 13 exons. Gene Ontology annotation, cellular component: cytoplasm.